ACACUGAAAAACACACACACACAUUGUCAUUAUCAUAUCAUUGCCUCAUCAUCCCUUUCCUCCUCUCUCUCCUGCUCACCAUGGCUCUCUGACAACACUAUCCUCACUGUAACUUCACUGUAUCGUUCAAAUAUCGUGUUUUUAGUGUGUUUUUCUAUAAAUUUCUUUAUGUGUUGUGAUCAUACGCAUUCUUGGCUGUUAAAGGGGGCGUGUGGUGUUUGUGUUUUGAUCGUACGCAUUCCUGAGUCUUUGUGGUGUGUUUCUGGGUUGUUUGCGUCGUUAUUUGUUGUGUUAAGGGGAGAAAAGUGUUGUGGUUCAGUUUUUUCAGUGUUGUAGUGGCUGUAGGGAUAAAAAUUGUGAUGUUUAUGUGUUGAUCGUACGCAUUCCUGAGUCUUUGUUGUGUUUCUGGGUUGCUAUCGUCAUUAUUUGUUGCUUUACGGGAGAAAAGUGUUGUGAUUAAGUUUUUACAGUGCUUUAGUGGCUGUAGGGAUCAAAAUUUUGGUGUUUGUGUUGAUCGUACGCAUUCCUGAGUCUUAGUGUAAUUUUGUUUGCAUUCAUUAUCAUCAAUUUAUCUUCUCUCACACCUUCCCACACACACACACACACUCACCAUUCGCCAUCAUCACCUCACCAUAAAUAUUAACAGCUGUGUCACCAUCUUCACUAUCCAAGCUCACCAAUUUAUCACUUUUCAUCUCAGUUUUACCUCGGCUGUGCGUGUGUGUGUGUGUCUGUCUCUAGCUGUCUUCAUUGUGUCUUUGUUGCUAAUCUCUCUUUUAUUUUUCUAGUCUGUUUUUUUAUCUCAUCUCUCAGUCUCUCCUAUUCUCUUAUUACACUCCUCUCUUUCUCUGUCUCUCUAAUCUUUCUUUAUUUCACUUUCUCUUUUCAUCUUAAGUCUCUCUCUUUCUCUCCUGUUAGUGAGUGUGUGUGUUUAUUUCACUUUCUCCUUUUAUCUCUCUCCUAGCCAGCCUCUCUCUCACUCUCUCUCUUUCCCUCUCCCUCUCUCUCUCGUGUGUCUAUGAGCGUGUCUCUGCCAUGAAUCUGGAGAGGCAUCAGCGGCCAGCGGCGAGGGAGGUGUUGAGGAGGAUGGGACGCCAGCAGCAGGAGGAGGAGGAGAAGGAAGGAUUGGUGGUGGCGCCUCCUCCUGUCAAACCCGAAGGACUGUUUGGCACACGUCACGUCCUGGGGCUGAUGGGAUUCCUGGGGUUUGCGAAUGUGUAUGCCAUGAGGGUGAAUCUCUCUGUGGCGGUGGUGGCAAUGGUCAACAGCUCCGCCAUACCCCAUGUCAACACCUCAACACCAGAAGCUUGCCCAGACACCGGCCAGAACUCUUCCUCACACCACUCGACACAGGACGGAGAGUUUGCCUGGGACGAGAACGAGCAGGCACUGAUACUGGGCGCGUUCUUCUGGGGUUAUGUCAUCACCAAUCCCCUGGGCGGCCGGCUGGGGGAGGUGGUAGGGGGCAAGGUGGUGUUCUGUGUGGGGGUGUUGGUGACCGCUGUUCUUACUCUUCUUACUCCAGUUGUGGCACGGACUUCAACUACGCUGUUUAUCGCUCUUAGAGUCAUAGAAGGAUUGGGUGAGGGCGUCACGUUUCCAGCCAUGAACUCAAUGCUGGCUCGCUGGAUCCCUCCUUUUGAGCGUAGCAGAGCCUCCUCCUUCAUCUACACAGGUUCGCAGGUUGGCACAGUAAUUUCCAUGCCAAUAUCCGGGCUGUUGUGUCAGUCUUCGUUCCUCGGUGGCUGGCCUUCUGUCUUCUAUCUAUUUGGAGCUCUCGGAGUCCUGUGGUGUAUUGCUUGGAUGUUUCUGAUCCACGAUGACCCUGAGAAACAUCCACGCAUCAAUCUUGACGAGCUCACUUACAUACAACACUCCUUAAACAGAUCCGCCACUUCUAAGGUCCGCCCGUUCCCCCUGGUCCACGUGCUCACCUCCCUCCCCUUCUGGGCCAUCGUCGUCGCCCAUGUGGCUCAGAACUGGGGUUUCUACACACUACUAACUGAAAUGCCUACUUACAUGAAGAAUAUCCUGCGUUUUGAUAUUGCUCAUAACAGCUUCAUGUCAGCCCUGCCGUACCUGGUGAUGUGGCUAUUCAGUAUGGUGGUGGGGCAGCUGGCAGACUACCUCCAGACCUCCGGCAGGCUCUCCACCGCUAACACCAGGAGGCUCUUCAAUAGCAUAGGCAUCUAUGGACCAAUGGUGUGUUUGGUUCUGGUUGGGUACGCUGGAUGCAACAGAACCAUCGCCAUCACCCUGCUGUGUCUCGGUGUGGGGCUGAACGGGGCUACCUUCUCUGGGUACAUCAACUCCCACCUCGACAUAGCCCCCAAUUUCGCAGGGACUCUAAUGGGGCUGACUAACUGUGCUGCAACUGUACCAGGAUUUGUAGCCCCAAUGGUUGCAGGGGCUCUUAUUAAUGGAAAGGAGACAGUGGGGCAGUGGAAGCUGGUGUUCUGGAUAGCAGGGAUUGUGUACCUGGUUGGCAACACUUUCUACAUCAUCUUUCUGUCCGGGGAGAAACAGUAUUGGAACGACUUGCCAGCAGACAGCAACAAUGGCACACAAUCAGAAGGGGCAUAUGGCACCUUCCUGGGCACUGACGAGGUGGACAGAGGCACUCAGGGAAGCCAGAGUGCCACAUCCCAACCUGCCAAGCUACCGGAGAUAUUUUAAGGUGCUGGAGUGGUAGUAGUAGUAGUAGUAGUAGUAGUAGUGGUAGUAGUGGUGGUUGUGAUGGUAGGAGGAGUAGUAGUGAUGGUGAUGCUGUAGUAGUAGUAGUAAUAGUAGUGGUGGUGGUAGGGGAAAGAGAGACCAUACAUUUGAAGUGUUUGUGAAUUUAAAGUUGUGAUUAUCUUAUAUUUGAAGGUGUUAUUUAUAUUUUUGUUUCUAUUUAUGUAUUAAUUUAUGUGUUU
Molecule: messenger RNA, 2915 nt
Organism: Portunus trituberculatus (swimming crab)
Lineage: Eukaryota; Metazoa; Arthropoda; Malacostraca; Decapoda; Portunidae
Product: putative inorganic phosphate cotransporter
Exons: 11
Coding region: 1036-2676 (546 amino acids)
Biological process (GO): transmembrane transport; monoatomic anion transport
Molecular function (GO): transmembrane transporter activity
Source: RefSeq, a predicted model, not a curated record